Molecule: messenger RNA, 951 nt
Organism: Ipomoea nil (Japanese morning glory)
Lineage: Eukaryota; Viridiplantae; Streptophyta; Magnoliopsida; Solanales; Convolvulaceae
Exons: 2
Coding region: 1-951 (316 amino acids)
Source: RefSeq, a predicted model, not a curated record
AUGAUGAUCACCGAGGCGACAGACGCCAUCCUGUGUAGGGGGUUCUUCGCCACCCUGGACGGGCAGGCGCAUGAUUGGUUCGGAUCCCUCCCGGCGGGGUCCAUCUCCACCUUUGCGGACCUCACCCGACAGUUCCUGUCCCAUUUCGCCACUAGCAUACAGCGGAAGAAGCAAAUUGCCGACCUGUGUGAUUUGAAGCAGGGGAGCUCGGAAUCACUAGCCGAGUACCUCGGCAAGUGGAAGAAAGAGGUCAUGGGGGUCGCCGACUUCGAUGCGAAAUCGGCCAUGGUAAUUUUCCGGAACAACUUGAGGUCGGACGCUUUUCACCAGGACCUCAUCAGGUUCCACCGGCAGAAAGGACACGAUACAGACGAGUGCAUCCUCCUAAAAAGACAAAUCGAGCAGCUCAUCCAAAUGGGCUACCUCGGCCAAUUCAUUAAGAAGCCCGGCCAGGCGCAGGAACAGGCCCAGGGCCAGAAGCAGAGCAAUGUGUGGCGGAAAGGGGGUGGCCAGGCGCCAUCCACCUCGGCUCCUCCCCGCAAGAGGGACCACCACGACCACAGUUCCGAGGAGGAGGAGAAGACGACGGAGGACUCCCAGCCCCCGAGGAAACGGGCCAUCUACGUCAUCUUCGGGGGGCCCGAGGGAGGGGACUCGCCAGCCGAGCGGAAGAGGUGGGCGAGGAGCUUGUACGUGGGGGAGGUCACACGUACCCCCCAUGAGAAGAAACCAAAGAGGGAGCCCAUCACGUUCACCGAUGCCGACCUGCCAAAUAGGCCCCUCCCCCACCGAGACGCCGUGGUGGUCAAGCUGGACAUCAACAACGUGGUGGUGCACCGGGUGCUCGUAGACACGGGUAGCUCGGUGAACGUCAUGUACUACGACACGUUCACCCAGCCGGGUUCACGGGGGACUCAAUUGAGACAGAGGGGUCGAUCAGUCUGGAGGUAG